This is a messenger RNA of Penicillium brevicompactum, 1449 nucleotides long. RefSeq names its product heavy-metal-associated domain-containing protein. Gene Ontology annotation, cellular component: membrane. The transcript has 2 exons. The record is from RefSeq and is a predicted model, not a curated record. Gene Ontology annotation, biological process: copper ion homeostasis. Bases 1 to 1449 code for a protein of 482 amino acids. Gene Ontology annotation, molecular function: copper ion binding; P-type divalent copper transporter activity. NCBI's taxonomy places the organism in Eukaryota, Fungi, Ascomycota, Eurotiomycetes, Eurotiales, Aspergillaceae.
AUGUUCGCAAUAAUCAUAUCCCUAAUCUUCUGGGGCUUGAACACUUCAAAUUCAUCUACUUUUGCGCCGUUUUUUCUGAGCAUGAGUGACUUCCCAUCUCAGUCGAGGCUUACCACGAUUCUCGUGGACAACCUCCAUUGUCCAUCUUGUGUUGUAACCGUGCAAGAACUCCUUUCUACUCUCAGGCCUGCUCCCUUUUCUGUUGCAACCUCCAUCGUCCUUCAUGAGAUCAAGGUCGUGCAUCCCAUCACACUCAGUGCCUCCCGCAUCGCGCGCCCCCUCACACAUGCCGGCUUUGAGCUAGACAACAUCGUGCAGUCGGACUCCCAUAAUGGCGACAUAGAAGCCCAAAACUACUCCUCUGGGUCGACCUUCAAGCGCGCCAGUGAAAAAAAGAUGUCCAUUGCCACUCUUCCCACGAAGACGGCGGAGAGAGAGCUGCCGUCCGUGACUAGCUCGACGACGGGCACGCUACCCAGUGGCGACACGUUGACCUCUGUCAUGGACGAUCGCACUACAGGAAUCAAGUAUCGUAUCUCCCUUGCGAUAAGUGGCAUGUCGUGCAGUUCCUGCGUGGGAAAAAUCACAGGCGUCUUACAAGGCCGACCGUGGAUCCUGUCGAUGGAUGUGAACCUCUUGACUAGUAGUGCAGUCCUGGUCCUCUCCGACCGCGCGCACGUGGACGAGAUACUUGAGACCAUUCGAGGAUCUUGGUUCGAAGUAGAGAUGGUGGACACUGAGGAGAUUCGACCCCAAAGACCCGCUCCUCGAUCUGCACCGGCGGCAGACGACGCCUGGCGCGCAUCCUAUAUCAUCAAGGGCAUGAGUUGCAGCUCUUGCGUUGGAAAAGUCACGGACACGCUGAACCAAUAUGAAUGGAUCACCAAGGUCGAUGUUAACCUUGUGUCGGGCUGCGCCACAGUCGAGUACAUUGGCAAAGAUCAUCUGGAGGAGACUGCCAGGAUCAUCGGCGAGUUGGGUUAUACCGCCACCCUGAGUGAUAUCGCGAGCCAGGUCUCACUUAACUCGCCGAUCUCGGUGCGCGUGAUCCAGAUUCAAGUGGACGGCAUGCAUUGUGAUAAAUGCCCCCAGCGAAUUGUCGAUGCCUUGGCAAGUACAUAUGGCGACAAGGUCGAGCUAUUAGGGCUACCCACCUCCCAACAGCCCCGAUUCAAGAUACGAUAUGUCCCCGAAAUACCAAAGCGCACCAUCCGCGACAUCCUACGCACCAUCGCUAAUGUGGACAAGGCCUUCACGGUGUCAAUUUAUCAUCCGCCCACGUUGGAGGAACGUUCACAGGCCAUGCAUCGUCGACACCAGUGGUCCAUUGCUAGACGUUUGGUUCUCGCUGCGUUGACCGCAAUUCCGACCUUCACCAUUGGUAUCGUCUACAUGUCGUUGGUGUCUAAUAAUAACCCGGGCAAGAAAUACCUGAACGAGCCUAUAUAG